ACCAUGGAAAGGUCUACAGCUUCUGACAUGGCCUCGGAAAAGGCAAACCCUUCUUACCACAGUACAGGGGCUGUCCAAAUGAGGAUCAAAAGUGCCAACAGCCACCACGACAGACUGAGCCAAAGCAAAUCUAUGAUUCUGUCUGACAACGUGAAGGUUGCUGAACCUGUAAAUCGUCACAGAAGAAAUCAUUCCCAACAUAACUUAACACUUGCAGACAUCAUUAGUACGCAGGACCACACGGUAGUGGAGAAAGAAGGAUAUCUUCUGAAGGCUAAAAUAGCAGAUGGUGGCAAGAAAUUAAGGAAAAACUGGUCCACCUCUUGGAUUGUUCUUACUGCUCGGAAAAUGGAAUUCUACAAAGAAUCCAAACAGCCCGCGCUGGCCAAUCUGAAACCGGGAUAUAAACCUGAAUGUGUGGAUUUGCGUGGUGCUCGCAUCGAGUGGACCCCAGAGAAAUCCAGCAGAAAGAAUGUCUUUCAGAUCACCACGCUCUCUGGCAAUGAGUUCCUGCUGCAGUCGGAUAUCGACUUCCUCAUAUUGGAUUGGUUCCACGCUAUCAAAAAUGCAAUUGACAGAUUGUCCAAAGAACAGAGCUGUACCUCGAGAAAUUUGGAGUUCAAACUCAAAAGAUCCUCCAGCAUCGAACUGCUGAAUAGCUUAGACGCUGAAUCCAAAGAACCAAAGCCUGAGCACAGAAAGUCUUUAAUUUUCAGACUCAACUACAGUGCAUCCGAUACAAAUGACAGAAAUCGAGUUAAAAGCAGAUUAAAGAAGUUUAUCUCCCGAAGACCCUCCUUGAAAACACUGCAAGAAAAGGGACUUAUUAAAGAUCAAAUUUUUGGCUCCCAUUUGCACUUGGUAUGUGAGCAUGAAAAUUCUACAGUCCCAAAAUUUGUAAGACUUUGUAUAGAAGCUGUUGAAAGGAGAGGUCUAGAUGUUGAUGGAAUAUACAGAGUUAGCGGCAAUCUGGCAACAAUACAGAAGUUACGAUUUGUUGUCAAUCAGGAAGAGAAGCUGAAUUUGGACGACAGCCAGUGGGAGGACAUCCACGUUGUCACCGGAGCACUCAAGAUGUUUUUCAGAGAGCUGCCUGAGCCGCUGUUCCCAUACUGCUUCUUUGAACAGUUUGUGGAGGCGAUAAAAAUCCCAGACAACGCCAUUCGCAUUAAAUCCAUAAAGAAUCUCGUAAAAAAGCUCCCUAGACCAAACUACGAGACAAUGAAAAUCCUCUUUGAACAUCUAAAAAAGAUAGCAGCCAAGGAAUCCGUGAAUCUUAUGUCAACACAGAGCUUAGGAAUUGUGUUUGGACCAACACUCCUUAGACCUGAAAAGGAGACAGGGAACAUGGCAGUCCACAUGCUGUACCAAAAUCAGAUAGUUGAACUUAUGUUGAGCGAGUACAGCAAGAUCUUCGGCUCUGAGGAAGACUGACAGACAGGGCCUGUUAUUGAAAAYGUUCACAUCUGUCUUGAUGUCUAAUAUUUUUACAUUUCUGUAAACAUAUUUCUGAAAUAUUUCUUUUUCUUUCAAGUGACAGAUGCCUCGUUUUGUGAAAACUUAAUGAUGAUUUUGUGUUUAAUUUUCAAACAUUGGAAUAAAAAAUAUUGUCAACAUUUGCCUAUAUGUAUUCUG
This is a messenger RNA of Nothoprocta perdicaria, 1635 nucleotides long. It is a transcript of the gene ARHGAP15, whose product is annotated as Rho GTPase activating protein 15. The record is from RefSeq and is a predicted model, not a curated record. Lineage: Eukaryota; Metazoa; Chordata; Aves; Tinamiformes; Tinamidae. The transcript has 13 exons. Gene Ontology annotation, biological process: regulation of GTPase activity; signal transduction. Gene Ontology annotation, cellular component: cytoplasm. Bases 4 to 1434 code for a protein of 476 amino acids.